Candoia aspera is the source of this 4628-nucleotide messenger RNA. It is a transcript of the gene NR1D2, whose product is annotated as nuclear receptor subfamily 1 group D member 2. Bases 407 to 2167 code for a protein of 586 amino acids. Gene Ontology annotation, molecular function: RNA polymerase II cis-regulatory region sequence-specific DNA binding; nuclear receptor activity; zinc ion binding. The transcript has 8 exons. Gene Ontology annotation, biological process: positive regulation of transcription by RNA polymerase II; negative regulation of transcription by RNA polymerase II; cell differentiation. Gene Ontology annotation, cellular component: nucleus. The record is from RefSeq and is a predicted model, not a curated record. NCBI's taxonomy places the organism in Eukaryota, Metazoa, Chordata, Lepidosauria, Squamata, Candoiidae.
GCAGCCGCGGCCGCAGCAGCCCUGACAAGAGCCAACUCAGCAAGAAACUUCCUCAGGAAGGCUCGGCGGCUGCUUCUGCUGCCGUUCCUUCGUCUCCUCCCGCCCAACGCACGAGGCAGCUCCACGCACAGGGCAGGCGGGUGCACCUCCCCCGAACACAGCUGCCGCAGUGGCUCCUUCUGCAUCCGCACGCAGGUGGGAGGCACAGGAAGGGGACCCAGAAGGAGGCGCCCCCCCGCCCCCCGCGCCUUCAAGGCUGUCACCAGAGACGCAGUGGGGUGGGCUUCUUAAGCGGGCGGCUCUGGAGGCUUUCGCGAGGGCCAGCCGCAGUCCGUCCCACUUCCUUCUCCGCUUUGGAAAACCACGGCCCUUGGCAGCAGUUUCUUGGAAGGGAAGGAGGGCAAGCAUGGAGCUCAGCGCCGGAAGUGUAAUUGCUUACAUCAGUUCUUCAAGCUCUGCAUCUAGCCCAGCCUCCUGUCACAGUGAGGGCUCAGAAAAUAGUUUUCAGUCCUCCUCUUCGCCUGUACCACCAUCACCAAACAGUUCCUCCUCUGAGGGGAGCUGUGGUAGCAAGAGCAAAGAGCACUCUGAUGGAGGACCAAACAGUGACCAGUUAAAGAAUCACGCUAAGGCAAAUCAAUCAAGUGGAACCUCAACAGCAAAAAGUCCUAAUGGAUUUACAAAAUUGAAUGGCAUGGUCUUGCUGUGUAGAGUCUGUGGAGAUGUUGCUUCAGGAUUUCACUAUGGGGUCCAUGCCUGUGAAGGCUGCAAGGGUUUCUUCAGAAGAAGCAUUCAGCAAAAUAUCCAAUACAAGAAGUGCCUGAAGAGUAACAACUGCUCUAUAAUGAGAAUGAAUAGAAACAGGUGUCAGCAGUGCCGAUUCAAAAAAUGUUUGUCGGUAGGAAUGUCAAGAGAUGCUGUUCGAUUUGGCCGAAUUCCUAAACGUGAGAAGCAGAGGAUGCUGAUUGAAAUGCAAAGUGCCAUGAAAACUAUGAUGAAUACUCAGUUCAGUGAUCACUUGCCGAGCGAAGCGUUAAGAGAUAGCCAAAAGGCAUUGCUCUUAGUGCCUCAGGAACAGCUGAACUCCAAACUACAGCAAGAAGAAGAAAAUGUCCAGAGGCACUCCUCUCUUUCCCCCCUUCCUCCUCCACUGCCUUCUCCUCCUCCUCUGCCCUCUGACAUUGCCAAGGAAGAAGUGAUUGGCAUGGUGACUAGUGCCCACAAAGAUACAUUUAUGUACAAUCAAGAACAACCAGAAGAUCGUACCACUGUUGUGCAGCCUCCAAAUAGGGGGAAAAGUCUUAAAUGCUUGGAGCAGUAUAAUUCUGGUGGUGAGCCCAAUCAUGGUACCAUAAGCAGCAUACUUCAUAAUGGGAAUGUUCAACAUUUCAAUGGACAGUAUAAAAGGCAAAGCAGUAUGCAUUAUCCAACUGGGUAUAAUCUUUGCUUCCAUUCUGUGAACUUCACCAACGGCUUUACUACGAAAGGAUGUAAUAAGGUGCCCGAAAAUGGCUUUUCUUCUGUUGAAUCUCUGAAUGCCUAUUCCUGCAGCACUGGAGGCAGAAUGCAUCUGGUUUGCCCAAUGAACAAGACUCCUUUUGUGGAUCCAAAUAAGUCUGGUCAGGAAGUCUGGGAAGAAUUUUCCAUGAGCUUUACCCCUGCAGUAAAGGAAGUAGUGGAAUUUGCCAAGCGUGUUCCAGGCUUCCGAGAUCUUUCCCAACAUGACCAAGUAAACCUUCUGAAGGCUGGAACCUUUGAGGUAUUAAUGGUACGGUUUGCAUCUUUAUUUGAUGCAAAAGAUCGUACUGUCACUUUUCUUAGUGGAAAGAAAUACAGUUUUGAUGAUCUACGUACCAUGGGAGCUGGUGAUCUGCUGAACUCCAUGUUUGAGUUUAGUGAGAAGCUAAAUGCACUGAGCCUUAGUGAUGAAGAAAUGAGUUUGUUUACAGCGGUGGUCCUUGUAUCUGCUGAACGAUCAGGAAUAGAGAAUGUCAAUUCUGUGGAAGCGCUGCAAGAAACACUGAUCCGUGCGCUCAGGACUUUAAUCACAAAAAAUCAUCCAAAUGAAGCCUCUAUAUUUACAAAACUACUUUUGAAACUGCCUGACCUGCGUUCCUUAAACAACAUGCACUCUGAAGAACUUCUAGCCUUUAAAGUCCAUCCAUAGGCUUUUACCUCUUACUUAUAUACUUGACUUACCUAAAAUUAAUUGUUUGUAUUUUGUGCUAAAAUGUUUAUUUAUGUUUAUACAUACUUCUGUGAAAAAGGACUUGUUGACUGUAUAAUACUGAAAUGAUCUCUUACUGUGCAGUAAGUGCUUCAGGUUGAAUCUUCUUUCACCACUGACAACAUGUCCACAGAUUUCUUCUUUAUCUAGAACAGCCCCAUUUGCACAGAAGUUGAAGAAAUUACACUAAAUAUUACAGAUGCUGACUGCUUGAUCUUUACAACAAAUCAUUUAAUUAUCUAUUCUAAAGAAGAAUCCAGGGUGGCUACACAUGGAAAACAGCACUCUGGGUAAAUGAUACAAUACCAUCUGAAACAAGACUACAUUGGUCCAACUCGUCCUUAAAACCUUGCUAAAUGAGGAAGUUCUGAAAAACGGUUUCUGGCUUCACUAUUGAUAAUUUAGAAAACAGUCAGUGUACAUUAAUUGUUCACUUUAGUACAAAAAUACAUACGCCAUCUCUGUGUGUGUGUGUGUAAUACAAACAUGUUGGGUUUUAUAAAAUUCAUGGUGUAUGUACAUAAUUAUGUAAAUAUGUAAAUAGUUCCAAAUAACUUCACAAUAUUUUCAACUGUGAAGAAAUUAGAGGAGGAUCACCCAUAUGAAUGCAUUUGGUUAUGUACAGUUGAAUCAAGCAUAUUAAGAAUUUGUAAAGUUUAGAGACUACCAAAUUAAUAUGUUGAUAUGCUGAAUUCGUUAAUUUUGAACACAGCUUAAAACAACAUAAGAGAUAAAUAGGUCAAAUCUAAGCCUUUUUGAGAAUGUGGGGUUUUUUUCAUAAAAGUCAUUGCCCUUAAUAUUGUAUGCAUCUACAGUAGUAGGCAUUUAAAGUUGGUGAUCACCCUUGCUAGUCUUUCUGUAAAGUUUCUAUGGAGAAUCAUGAAAAAUGUCAAGAAAACUAUAUUAUGCCUUCAUUGCAUAUUGGGUGUUAUGUGAAUCAUUUAUGCUACACAUAUAUGCAAGUUAAAUGCUACAUAAUCAGUCUUGAAACAUUAGUGGGAUUUUUUAAGUCAGUUUUAUUAUAUCUGCAAAGGUUUCUCAAAACAAAGAUCCACUAGGUUGUCUAUGUCUGUGAAGUUCUGUUAAUUUCAUGACUUUUUAAAUGCCAGUGACGAAUUCGUAAACAAGGAUUUGCUGUGCUUUCUGUUGCAUUUUCAAAUUAAUAUAUUAAUUGCGUCAUACUGUUUCAUGGUGUGAAAGAAUAUCUUAGGUUGGAUCAAAGUAUGAUUAAGUCUGUAUCAAAACUUGAGAUUUUCCGAAGAAUGACUUUGGAAAAGAUAGUACAUUGAUAUUUCAUGUCGUUAUUUAGUACUUAACAUGCCUCCAACUUCCCAUAACUUCAUGUGAAGAAUUACGAUGUCAUAGUUCAGAUACAUACUGGUUUUAGGCCAAUACAUCACUAAAUAUAUAAAUACUUGUUUGCAGUCCUAUUAUAUAGCAUUACAUAUUUGAUUUAAAUUAACUAUCUAGACAUAAAACUCCUAUUCUGUUUAAGUCAAGCAACUAUUGGGAUGUGUUAAGACUUUUCACCACAAUAAUUGGUUCACAUUUUUUAAAAAAAACCUCAAUUGCAAGUUACAGUUUUUGGGGUAACUAUUUUUGCAAAUAGUUACAGAAUAUUUAGCAAAAAUCCAGAGAUAGGUUAGCCAUUUCACAUCAAUUUCUUAAAAACUCAGAGGGAAAUUCUUCGAUCCUAGUCUUCUAACACAUGCAAUGUUUUUUCUCUAGAAGGAAAAUACUGCUUGACCCUCUGUGAACAAUUGCUUAUGUUUUAAAGAAUAAAUUCCACAAAUGCAUAUAUAGGCUAGCAAAAUACACUGUAAAAUAUAUUCUUGCCAUUUCCAUUUAAUCCUGAUACUAUUCACUGAAGAAAACCCCGUCAGUUUCUUUCGAAACAAGAUGUAGAUCUGAGCUCACCUUAUGUCUGAUAUUUAGAGCCUUAGGCCGAGUACUUACGUUAUGCUAGCUGGACUAGAAUGGCGGUCACACCUCUCCCUUCACCCUGACAGAGUAGUGGGGAGAGCUAUGCAGUGGCUUUUAUCAGCAUCAUACGACAGUGAAAACGGACAUGGCGACAAACCAUUGCAUGAUUGCCCCUGGCCCUUGCCCAAUGCUGUCUGGUGGUGGAGGGAGAGUCCUUACGUCAAAUGUGACAGAAGGACUAAGAUUCUGGAUUUUAACUGAAGAAGCUGUUUAAUGUGAACUCUGCUUUACUGUAGUCACUGGUUAUAUACUGCUUAAAAUACUGAGAAAUAUUUCAUAUCGGACUUUGAGUACUGUUGAUGUGACAUUGCUGAGGGAAUACAAAAAUGUACUGUAUGAGAUGAAAUGAUUUUUUAAAAAAAAACUGGUUUUACUUGUUUAAAAAUAUUAAAUAUGGGCAUUAUGAUGGCGAAACAGA